AUGUCGGACUCGGGUAACUGGCGGGAUUCGUCAAAUUGGAGGAUGGGAGUUUCGGGGCCAUCACCGGCUAGAAACCCCAGAGCCCCUUAUCAAAGCCGCACAACAACUUCGUCUUGGAGAACAAAUCACACUGAUACCGCUGCCGGCGAUGGGGAGCCUAGAAGUGAACCUCGUCCUCGACAGCGGAACAAUUGGGUUCCCGGAAGCCAUCACAUCAACCGCGAGAGGUCAAAUGGAAACCCCCAGUCUGAUGAGAGCAGUGUCGCGAAGGCCAUCGCUGAGGGGCGUCGCAUCUAUAUAGGCAACUUGCGAUAUGAAGCUAAGCCAGACGACAUCGAAGAGAUCCUCAAGGCCAACGAGCUUGGAAAUUUUGAGUCUAUCCACAUGUCUAUAGACCAUUUCACAGGCCGGAACCCGAGCUACUGCUUCGUCGAGUUCCCGGACCGCGACUCUGCUGACCGCGCCAUGACUACGCUCAAUGGAAAGGUUCUCCUCGGUAGGGAGGUCAAGUGCCGACCGUGUGUGCCGAAGGGCAGUGAUAGUCAAAAAUCUGCCGGCUUAGAUCGCUGGAGUCGCUGGAAUAAGGGCAGUCCCCGCAGUGAGCAGACUCCCGAGUCGGGAAAAGAAGGUCUGCGGUAUAAGAAAGAUUUCGCCGGCCAACGUUUAUACGUUGGUGGCCUGUCUAGGACAUUUGACCACGCGACGAAUUCUGCCGAGAUGAGCGAGUUGUUCAAAGAUUUCCAGGUCGAUGCGAUCAGCAAGAGAAUCAUGGCCAACCAAUCAGCGCGCUCGAAGCCUGGCAAUCACGAUUACUGUUUCGUAGACUUCGCCACGCCAGAGGAAGCUCAGGCGGCUAUGGAUGCAUUGAAUGGUAUCGACUUCCGCGGCAGCAAAUUGAAAGUAAACCUUGCCAGUGGGCGGUCGCCCAAAUGGCAGGAAAGGGAUAAUCUCAAUGCUAAUGACGCAGAUGAGCCGAUCAAGCAGGAGAGUGAAAUUCAGGCGUAA
This is a messenger RNA of Annulohypoxylon truncatum, 1005 nucleotides long. RefSeq names its product RNA-binding domain-containing protein. The record is from RefSeq and is a predicted model, not a curated record. NCBI's taxonomy places the organism in Eukaryota, Fungi, Ascomycota, Sordariomycetes, Xylariales, Hypoxylaceae. Bases 1 to 1005 code for a protein of 334 amino acids. The transcript has 2 exons. Gene Ontology annotation, molecular function: RNA binding.